This is a messenger RNA of Scedosporium apiospermum, 1893 nucleotides long. RefSeq names its product Alcohol dehydrogenase. The record is from RefSeq and is a predicted model, not a curated record. The transcript has 3 exons. Gene Ontology annotation, molecular function: oxidoreductase activity, acting on CH-OH group of donors; flavin adenine dinucleotide binding. Lineage: Eukaryota; Fungi; Ascomycota; Sordariomycetes; Microascales; Microascaceae. Bases 1 to 1893 code for a protein of 630 amino acids.
AUGUAUCCGCAGCUUGUUUCCCUCCUGCUAUUCUUGAGUAGUUUCUACUCAGCUUCGGCAGCGUCUGUAUCGAAAGCGCCCCAUGCGACACGGCAGACCGACAACAACCCCAGCGUCUACGACUAUGUUGUGGUUGGCUCCGGCCCGGGCGGAGGUCCCUUGGCCGCCAGGCUUGCCAUUGCUGGCAAGAAGGUCUUGCUAGUCGAAGCGGGCGACGACCAAGGAGAAUCGAUACCCUACCAAGUGCCUGCGCUCAACUUGCAAUCGACCGAGUACGAGCCGAUGCGGUGGGACUACUACGUCAACCACUUUAGCGACCUCUCCGUGCAGAAGAAGGAUUCAAAAAUGACAUACCGGAAGGAUAACGGAGAUUUGUAUGUUGGCCUUGACCCUCCGUCCGGGGCGACCCCACUGGGCGUCCUGUACCCUCGUGCAGGGACACUCGGUGGAUCCUCAAACAUGCGCAAGUAUUUCGUACGACUGGAGAAGGCGUCGUAUCUCCCUAACGGUAUUAUCGGCCACGGCUUUAACGGCUGGCUGACCACGACCGUAACGGACCUUGGACUCAUCAUCAAAGACAUCAAACUUCUCACCGUGAUCCUCUCGGCUGCUUCGUCGAUGGGUAAAAACCUCCUUGGGGCAAUCUUGUCUACAGUCGCUGGGCUUGGCCAGGUGCUUUUACGUGAUUUGAACGUCGACACGAAUGGCCGUGACUCUGCGGAAGGCCUCUACCAAGUCCCCAUCUCCGUCGCGAAUGGCGUGCGCGUUGGGCCUCGGGAUAUCAUUCUCAGUACCGCAAAUGCCGUAAACCCCGACGGCUCGAGGAAAUACCACCUCGACAUAAAACUCAACACGCUGGUGACCAAGAUCCGAUUCGACAACAGCGGCGCGAAACCUCGUGCAGUGGGCGUGGACUUUCUCGUUGGCCAAAGUCUCUACAAAGCAGACCCUCGCUUCCAAGGCUCCUCCGUAGGGCAACCGGGGAGCGUAAACGUCUCGGCCGAGGUCAUCGUCUCAGCUGGCUCCUUCAAUACCCCCCAGCUUCUCAAACUCAGUGGCGUUGGACCAGUAGAGGAAUUGUCCGCGUUGGGCAUCCCCAUCGUUGUUGACCUUCCUGGGGUCGGCACAAAUCUCCAAGAUAGAUAUGAAACAUCUGUUAUUGGCAAGACGCCGACAGACUUCCAGAUUACAGAGGAUUGUACCUUCUUCCGCUCUGCCGAUGACCCUUGCCUUAAAUCGUGGCAGAGCGGUGCUAAUGGACGGGGAAUUUAUGCAUCCAACGGCGUCUCUUUGGGCGUAGUCAAAAAGUCAUCCGUCGCCGAGGGGGACCCAGACAUCUUCAUCGCCGGUGCUCCUGUCGGCUUUCCUGGUUAUUAUCCAGGGUAUUCGGUAGACGGUACUGUUGAUGCCCGUCACUGGACGUGGAUCGUCCUAAAAGCCCACACGCGAAAUCGUGCGGGAAAUAUCACCCUUCGAUCCACCGAUCCCCGGGACAUGCCUCAGAUCGACUUUAAUUCCUUUAGUGACGAGGCUGACGCGGCCAAGGAUGUCAAAGCUCUUGUCGAAGGAAUGGAGCUCUCGCGGAAGAUGCUUAACAACGUCCUUCCACUUACUGGUGGAUUCGACGAGGUCUGGCCUGGAUCGAAGGUCAGUGGCGCAGGGCUUUCACAGUUUGUCAAGAAUGAAGCCUGGGGCCACCACGCAAGUUGUACAUGUCCCAUUGGAAAAGAUGGUGAUCCCAUGGCAGUCUUGGACUCUAAGUUUCGCGUGAGGGGAACGGACGGUCUACGUGUCGUCGAUGCUUCGGUUUUCCCAAAAAUCCCCGGGUUCUAUAUUGCGGUGCCCGUGUAUAUGAUUAGUGAAAAGGCGGCAGAUGUAAUAUUGGGGUUCUAA